GACGUGGAGCUGAGUGGACUUGCCGAUGACUGGUACCAGCGGUGUCAAGAUCGGCCUCAGUGGAGGAGGCUCGUGAAGGACGCUACUGGGCAGUUGGAGGCAGUCGCCCUCCAACAACAACGGAGGGCGGAGGAGCGACGCUCACAACAACGAGCGGAGCGCCGGGUGGCUAAAGCACAGCAAGUCGGCACAGUAGGGGGCACAGGUGGUGCAUCAGCCAGUCAUCUCAGUCAUCUCGGUCAGUCGACCCGUGGCACCUGCUGGGUCUGCCCCGUGACCUCCUGCCAGCGGGCUUUCGACACUUCACGUGGCCUCAAGCUCCGCCAGCGACCGCCUCCGCCGCGCCCGCAGACGAACCCCACUCGGUGAGGGAUCCACUCCGUCGCUCGCUCUUCUCAACACUUUCGGCAUGUGAACGCGAGUCCAACUCGGCCCCCGCCUGCCCUCCUCCUCGUGGCCCCCCGACUGCCCGACCCCCCCCCCCCUCCUCCGUCAUGGAGUUCUACGAGCGGACGAGGGUGGAGCAGCUGCCCACGGGGCUGCCCUUCCCCUGGCUGCCCCCGGACGUCCCCAUGGUCCACGUGGCCGAGGGCAGCCAGGAGCGCAGCGUGGUGACGCGCGUCCUGCGACACCUGAGCGACGGCGACGCUCGCCACGUGCUCCUGAGCGGCGCGGGGAGAGCAGGCGGCCGCGCGGUGUCGUGCUCCGACGCGGUGCUGCGCCGUGCCCCGGGCGCGCCGCUGCGCCGCGCGGUGAGCGCCGGCACGCGCGUCACGGCCGAGACGUGGGAGCCGCGCGCACGGGGCUGCGGCCUCGACACGCUGGUGGUGCGCCGCUCGGCGCACACCCUCACCGUGCUGCUCACCAAGGACGAGCUGCCGGCCGGCACAGGAGACCUGGACCUGCGUUCGAUCGACGCCACCAUCUUCUUCUCCGAGCCGAAGGCACCGGCAGGCGCUGGGCGGGCGGUGGACGCGGCGGCGACGGCGGCGGCGGCCGGGCAGGGAAGGGCAGGGAGAGGGGGGCGCGGGGGGCGCGGGGGGCACGGAGGGUGCGGGGGGAGGAGAGGGGGGAGAGGGUGGCAGAGGGAGCCACCGGUGGGAGGGGGGCACCACGGGGGGCACCACCGCCCUUGCCAGGGGGCGGAGGCGGCGCCCAUGAUGAGCUGACGAGGGCUGGAGGAGGAGGAGGCGUGGACAUUUUUGGUCGUUUUCUUGCGGGGAGACGCGGCUCUUCCCCCGUUGCUACCGAGGGAGGCUGUUCAUCCCGGGGCUGACGCACGAGGUGUGAAGCUUCCUGAAACGGGUAUAAACGCUCUGAGGUGUUGCCAGCUAUUGCACGGUAAACCCCGUCGGCGUCAAAUUGUGGUCCUGCACUUAAUUUGGACGAAUUACAGCUCGUGAGAAUUCCAAAAAGAAAUUGGUUUUGCCAAAUAUUCCUCCCGUGCGGUGGAACGGGUGGGAAAGUGCCACCCCCUGCCGUUGUGUGGACCACACAGCACCAUGAAGCGAUCUCACAAAUCGCUCUGCGAUUAUUGGCUUCUGCGUGGCGUCCGCUAUGACGGGCGGGUGCGCUGUUCUGCGCGAGACCUGAAUGGAUACUUCCUCUUGUGACAUGACACAGCACAAUCGGGAUAGUUUUGGGGGAAACUAAAUGCAGGAGAUUUUGACAUCGAUUAAUAACUCGUGAAUUUUCUCUUAAGCCCAAAUUUAUCAUCUAAGAGCAGUUAUACACUAUUAUUCUUGGAACUCUUUAUUACAAGUCAUGUGCUUAAACCGAACUCAACUUUCUUAACUUAAACGUAAUUUAAACCCAUAUAUUAUCAGUUUUUGGCAUAGAGAUCCGUGAAAAAUGGUUAUAUUUUUGUAUUAUCUGCGAUUUUUUUAUUAUCUGCGGCCGUCCUCCCUGUCAUUAGCGCGGAUAAUCGAGUCUAACGGGAUAUAUUUUUAAAGGCUGCAGUGUGACAUAAUGAUGCUAUAGUGCAUCAUUGUCACACUUGUACGUUUUAAUACUUCAGUGUGAUGGUGGUGUGCUGGACAGCAUUUGUGUUACAGAAACUCAACAGAGCCUAGGUACUUGCCAACAAUAUACGAACUCGGCAUAUCGUGAGCUUUAAUACGUUUAGCACAUCAUUGUUCUACUUGUGCAUUAUUUCCUUGUGCGUUGAAGGGGAUGGAGUGUCGAUGGGCCACAAUCGUUGCGCGAGGAUCAUUGGCGAGUGAUUUAGGGUUAACUCAAACGCCAAGUUUACAGCCAGUGUAUGUAUGUUUAACUUAUUUCGCAUCGUACGUAGCCAACCGUGCUAAUCGGAGGUGCGGCGGAAGGACAGCUACCGAGUGUGCAGGCGGUGUAACUGCACCGGGCCACGGGUCCGGGAGGGGGCGCUACACGACUCCAUUUCAUUCCUUGCACCCACCAGGGCCCAUGCCAACCCACGCCACGCCAUUCGCCAACUCGCCCCGUGUGUUUGUGCCCCCUCUCUUCACCGCUCGACUCGUGGAUCUCACCCUGCCAGUGGCCGGGAGGGCUCUCUGUAGAGCGGGGUCCCGGCGUGCAGGAGGAGUGCUUUUGCCGGGAACGUCUUGUUAAGCCGGCGGCAUUUGUUGAGCGAGCCCGACUCUCCUGGUGAGACCAGCACGGUUGAUGCCGGCACAGAGUUUGCCCGAUUUAAGCAAAUGUUGUUGCGGGACGGAUUAUUUUUUGUCCCCCUUCUCUGAAAAGCCAAUAGGCCGAUGGGUAAAAGGGUGACAUCCACAGCCGGUCGAUCGGCAGGUUGCGUUUUGGCCAGAUAAAAAUGUGGGUUUAAUUCCAUCUCUUCCACGACGUCUGGCCGGCAUGAAUUAAGUCGGCCAAAUCCCCUCCUCGAAGAGAUAUCCUCCAGAACAACCGUCUAGUGGAGACCCUUUCUGCCGGCAGUCGCUGUUGCACGGCCGCACCUCUAACCUAUCGGUGCAGCUCGGCAACAGGAGGAGAGCGCUGGACGUGGCGGAUAUCGCGCUUCCUGAAAUUGGCGCUGUCGAGACCACUUAAGUCACCCCCGCAAGUCAUCCCCCCCAAGGAGCCCGAUCACUCCACCCACUCCCAGCCGAUUCCCCAGUCCUGCCCGGCCUGGGGAGAUGAAACCAAUUUCCUCGCAAAUUGUCCGCUCAUCAGAAGGGGCCCCCCACAGAGAACACACCCUGUGCGAGAGAGCCUCAUGAAUACUGCAUUGUGGUGGUGGUGGUGUGGCUUUUUGUAUUUGCGGGGUUUUUCAGAUGUUGUCCUCUUUAAUGAUUUCGCAACCGAGAUUGGGAGCAUAAAUGCAUUAGCCUUCCGUCCAGCUGUAACAUAGAGUCAUGGUAACUGUUGUGGAGAUUGAUACAAUGUAAACAUAAUCUUGUUUUACCGUGUUCUCCGGAUUCUAAGACGCCCUGGGAAACAAGGACGCACCACAUCGAUAAAGCGACGCCAAUGUGGACACACACAGCUACCAGAUUAUAAGACGCGUCACCAACUCACGGUUUUAAAUUACAGGGGGACAAAAAUAAAUCUUCUUGGUUCUUUCGGUAAAGUCACGUAGUGGGCGAAACGUCGUGAGAAUAAUUUUAUUAUUUUUAUUAUUUCCCUUCUACGUGACUUUACCUAAAGAACCAAGAAGAUGAAUCCCUGCAGUCACGAAAGUUUUUAAUCGAGACAAAAAGAAAGUUCGUCGUGCAAUUCGGAGAAUAUGGUAUAAAGUUGUGUUGCUAUUCGGGACUUAACCGACAGUCCAUGGGGCCACAGCAGAAAUCGGUACCACCUAAGGUUAAGUCAGUUUAUUAUGUUGGGUUAACAUAAGGCACUUUCCUAGCACAAAUUGCCAACCCAGAGGUGGCAAAGCUUUUAGCAGUACCAACAAUCUAUUUACACGGCGAACAUACGAAUGGAUUAAACAAGGGGCAGGGCGUGCAUGCAUAAUGUAUGUGCGUCGCACACGCGCGUUGUGCAUGCACAUUAUGUAUGUUGAUUACCCCAUGAAUAACCCAACUGGGAAUGGAUAUCCAUUAUAAAUUAUAUGCAUACAUUUCGUCCCCCUCCCCUCUGGUGACGGCAUCGCAUGUAUCCCUCUCUUUUAAGACCUGAAACAGGAGGAUUUCUCCACAACUAUAGCUAGCUGUCGCCUGAUGAUGCUGUUUGUGAUUACCGGCGAAACGUCGUACUCGAAUUGCAAAUGUUGUGGGUUUACUCUCCAACACACCGGUGUGCUGUACUCGUAACGAAUUGGCACGUUUUGUUUACGUGACAAACCUUACUGAUUGGCUAUCGGCUGGUGGCGGUUUUAUAUUUACGCGAUCUAACCCAAAAACUCGCUCAUUUCAAGUGGGCAUUUAUAUAAUUCACCGUUAUUGGUCAAGAAGUUUGAACAACCUUUGAAGUGAUGCCACCUCAGGUGGUGGCCGACCGGUGAAAUUUCUGGCCCUGGCUCGCGGACUCCCGAUAGAAAACCGGGCGACACGAACUUGGGCAAAAUUUUCCGCAGCAAAAAAAAAAGACUUUCAGAAACCUUUUCCCAUUUUAAAACUAAGCGCUAAACGGAUAAGCCUAUUUUCAGCAAAGGCGAUGGACCUAGACCCUGAAGUCGCCAUCCCGCUAGAGCACACACGCGCGCAAGAUAGCGUCGUCAUCACAAAAUACACACUUGGGAAUACGCGCGUUUUUUUCUUGUUACGUUUUUUUUUUCGAAGCUGUUAGAGCCACGUGGAAUUGGCUUCCUGGUGUCUUAAAAGUGCCGCGCGGCGUCAACGUUGAUGACGUUCGUUUUGAAAGGGCGGUGGCCGAAUGGUUAAAGCCAACUGCUUGUUCACCUUCGUGGAGAUCUGUUAGCCGAAGGGAGUGAGUGCCGUUCACUCUCGCUGGGGGAUGGGGGGAGGCAGUCUACCUUCAUCGAGAUGUACGAAUUGACUUGAGUGCAAUUCACUUCCACCUCUUCUAGGACGUCCGGCCGGCGGGGAAGUCGGUCAAAAUACCCUCUGGCUGGGCUCUCUAGCGGAGGUUCUUCCAUCGGCGGUGUCGUCAGAAUACGCUGCAGUGCCUGCAGCUUUGCCAUCUCAUACUAUUAAUCGCAACCGGGUACCCGAUACCCGUACCCUACCCGAUACCCAGCUACCCGUACCCGGCCAGGUACGGGUACCCGUUUGCGACCCUGGUGCGGCCGGGUACGGGUACGGGUACGCCGUGAGUAACUGGUGAGUAACCGUUUGUCACUCAUUUCCCAACGUCUUGUCUCUUCUCACAAUUCAAGUUCCUAGAAUCAACCCACCCGCGCCUGCAACAUGGCUUCAUCCCAGAGGUCGCAAUCAGGUACCCGUUUGCGACCCUGGUGCGGCCGGGUACGGGUACAGGUAAGGAAUCAAAACCCGUUUGCGACCUCUGUCUCAUACGCAACAGAUUCGGUCAUCUUUGCGAGUUGCACACCCAAAGGGGGGCAACGCUUGCCCCGGAAGUAACGCCCUCCUAUCUUGGCUCUGCCGAUAACUCGGUGCGCCGAUGCCGCGCUGUAAAUAUCCACGCCGAUGUCGCGGAUCCCUUGCACUUGAGGUCGUCACUUGGAACCAGGGCCCGGCGUUCAUCACGUCAUUAGGAUUCCGUCGGCACCCGCGUAGCCUUUGGCAAACAGCCGUCACCACGGCGCCUCCGAUCAGCACGGAGGUGCAGGGUUCACCGCCGAGGUCGUGCGAGGUCUGGCGUUGUCGUGCUUGGCAAUCGUUGUGUUAGAGGAGGCGGCAGGGGGAGAGGGCUUCUCUAUUUCUGCCAUCUGGUAAAUGGUCAUGACAUUCUCGAGAAAGAAUAUUUUACUGUUUAUUCGGUGCAAUAAAAACGUACGGAGUGGAUACAUUGAAGGCGUUACUUUUUAGCGGUCCCCGCUUGUAUUUUGGGGGAAAAAAUACCGACGGGGACUUGGGCCACGCGGGCACCCCCCCAGCGCGUCACCCCGCGCGUCCGUGGCGCCCGUGCAACGUUUGCACAGCGUUUGCUGAAACACGGUCGAGACACUUCCAUUCACGCGAACACGUAUUGACAUCCAUAAUCGAGGUUUUUUGGGUUAAUACGCGAUCUAACCCAAAAACUCUCUUACGGGUGAUAUUGUUCGCGAAAGCCUCUGUGUUAAACUGACGUAUGUACGUUGAGCCUAUUUCCGCGCCGUACGUAGCCAACUUGUGCACAUGACGUGUCUGUAUAUAUACGCGUGCGUGUAUAUUUAUACGGGGUAUGUACACAAAGUAUUUUGUACAUCGUGUGUAUAUGUGAAAGCAAAUCCGGCCGGCCUUGUUUUACACUAGAGUCGGCGGUUGUGAGCCAAUUCCCACAUUUGUAAAAUUGCGCGCGGCUAAUUUAGGAACAAUUAAGUAUCAGCUGUAAGUAUUUUCUCUCUCUGGUCUUUCUUGAUAAAGGAAAGAUCAUGGAUCUCAAUGUCUUCUUGCCCGGGUAAAUAAAACGCCGAUGAAUUUCCGUUUCGUAGUGAAUGGCGCUUGCGCGUGUGUGCAUGUGCGCGAGUGUGGAGCGGUGGUGCAACGGUGAACGAGCUGCGGCGUGACGACCCGAGUUCGAUUCCCGCUCAAGGCCAGCACUAGUGACUUAUCUGAACCGGUCCUGGGCCUCCCCUAGGUCGGCUCAGCCUCAAACGAGUACCUGGUGCGGUGUGUAGUAAACAUCGCCACUGGGGAGACAAUGACGGCCAGGUAUGGUGCUGGCCACCCACCCCCUCGUGUGCCGUGCCGGCCUUCAUAGGUGCUACUCGCUAACAGCGCUUGCCCCAACAGUUUUUUCAAGGAUAUUACAGGGGGGGUGAGGGAUGGGGAUGUUUGCCUCUGCUGUAAUCAAAGCUUCUGUUAACUCACAGUCGUCUGAACGCAGAACA
Lethenteron reissneri (Far Eastern brook lamprey) is the source of this 6877-nucleotide messenger RNA. RefSeq names its product ribonuclease P protein subunit p25-like protein. The record is from RefSeq and is a predicted model, not a curated record. Gene Ontology annotation, molecular function: nucleic acid binding. Lineage: Eukaryota; Metazoa; Chordata; Hyperoartia; Petromyzontiformes; Petromyzontidae.